AUGAGUAAUCAGAACUCAAUUGUCAGCGAUCUCGAUGUUCGCCUUCACAUUUCGGCGUUUUCUAGGACAAAGGGGAAGGAAUACUUUGUCAAAUUCUUGUGCAUCGUUUUCUUUCCCCUUUUGCCCUUGAUUUUCUACUGGAAACCGUCUUGGUGGGCGCAUGCAGCAUUCCAAAAGUGUUCAUUAAAAACUGCAACGCAUAUUUUCGUCAAACGUGGCGAAAUAGAAGAGCUUGUUCCUGUCCAAAUCAUCAAGGCGGAUGGCUCGCUUACUAACGCAACGACGCAGAAUGUUUCCAGCUCUCUUGAUAAGACAAUGUUGGUAGAAGAGAACACAGAGUCGAGGUUAUUCAAGUUCGGCGCUGUUCGAUUCUUCUGGAAUGAGAGUGAAAACAAUUUUAUGCGACAAGUCGCGCUUGAGAGUGGGCAUUCCAUUCAAGAAGUUGUAUCGGGAUUUUCGGAAGGGUUGACAUCUUCGCAGCGCAAUCAGCGACUCUCAAGAUAUGGCGCUAAUACAAUCGAAAUCGAAGUAAAGUCUUACUUUGCCUUGCUCAUCGAGGAAGUGCUCAAUCCGUUCUAUAUCUUCCAAAUCUUCUCCAUCGUCCUUUGGGGCAUUGAAGAGUAUUUUUAUUACGCUGGAGCUAUUUUGGUUAUAACAAUUGUUUCAAUUACCAUCUCUCUCUACAAGACAAAAAAGCAAUCACAGGAUUUGCACGAUAUGGUCACAGGUUCCAGCAUCGUUCAACGUUUUAAUCAAGAUAUUGGGCAGUGGGUGGCUGUAGACUCGAGGGAGCUGGUUCCAGGCGAUCUCGUCAAGGUUGAAGCUGGGCCUGUUCAAGCUGACAUGUUAUUUAUCAAUGGUACGGCGAUUGUAAAUGAAGCGAUGUUAACUGGAGAGUCAGCUCCUGAGCAGAAAGAACCACCGACCGGUAUCACUGGCUUUUAUUCUCCAGAAAAACAUAGACGGCACACUCUUUUCGCUGGAACGAAUGUUAUCCAAGCCAGGGCGCCUAGCAGUCAACCUGUUUGCACAGCGGUUGUGAUCCGGACCGGUUUCUAUACUGCCAAAGGCGACCUCGUCCGGUCGAUUCUUUUCCCCUCUCCAGUUGGGUUUGGCUUUUACGAAGAUGCGAUCAAGUUUAUUGGCAUUUUGGCAAUUCUAGCCCUAAUCGGAGACGUUUACAGCACUUGGCUAUUUCUCUCCCGAGGAGAUAACAUUAAGAAGGCUAUCCUUCGCGUGCUCGAUUUAAUAACUGUAGUCGUUCCACCUUCUCUCCCCGCUGCGAUGACUGUGGGUACGGUUUACUCACAGUCAAGGCUGAAAAAAGAUCAUAUCUUCUGCAUUUCACCGGGGAGAAUCAAUGUUGCUGGCAAGAUUAAAGUAUGUUGUUUCGAUAAAACUGGAACACUGACAGAAGAUGGUUUGCACUUUCAUGCUGUUUUAAGUGCAGAUACCAUGACUGAGAAAAUUUUUCAAAAGCCAUCAAUUGAGCUCGGGCAAUCUUCACUGCUUCUUCACGCGUUAGCAACAUGCCACUCGAUCAGUUACGUUGACAAGGAAAUGAUUGGGGAUCCGCUUGAUAUAAAGAUGUUCUCGUCGACUGGAUGGGAGUACGAAGACUCCAGUGAAAACGAGAAGCUCGAGUAUCCAACUGUUAAACCGCCUUUAGGUGGAUUGAAAGGACUUAAAAUUUCAAUCGUUCGUAACUUCCCAUUCUCAUCGGACCUUCAAAGACAGUCCGUCAUUGUUAAAAACGAUCUACAAGAACACCCCUUCAUUUUUCUCAAGGGCGCUCCCGAGAUGGUAGCAUCCAAAUGUACCUCUGUUCCAGUGAACUUUACGACAGAACUAGAGAAACUUACUCGUCGGGGCUACAGAGUACUAGCACUUGCUGGGCGGGAGAUUAAACAAUCAAUGGAUGAGAUUCAGAAAAUAGAAAGAGACGAUUGCGAAAACAAUUUGAAUCUACUUGGCUUACUCGUUAUGCAGAAUCAGCUGAAAGACGCAUCUGCUCCCACCCUUGCAGAGCUUGCCGCUGCCAGUAUUCGAACAGUCAUGGUUACUGGUGACAAUUUACUUACUGCGAUUGCUGUUGCACGAGAUUGCGAACUCAUUCCAACUACGUGUCCAGUAAUGAAAGUCUCUGUCUCUGGAUCGCCUCCUCAAAUUCAAUUUACGCCGGAGACUCCUCAAUCAGGCCAGCCCGAGCAAGUUCCGCUUCAAGAUCAGACUAUCGAAAGAACACCCCUAGAAAAUGGCAUGAGCAAGAAUAACUGGCGCCUCGCAGUAACGGGCAAGUACUGGCAACUACUUCGCGAUAAUUUCCCGGAGGAACUGCCUUACAUCGUUCAACGAGGAGCAAUUUUCGCACGAAUGUCCCCCGAUCAGAAAGCGCAGUUGAUAGAAGAGCUUCAAAAAAUCGACUAUCAAGUGAUCAUGUGUGGCGACGGUGCUAACGAUUGUGCGGCUUUAAAAUUGGCCAACGUUGGCGUCAGUCUUAGCGAAAGUGAAGCCUCCGUUGCUGCUCCGUUUACUGCCUCGUGUGGCGAUAUCAGUUGCAUACCCAUUUUGUUGCGGCAAGGAAGAGCAGCAUUGAUCACCUCUUUUGGCACGUUCAAGUACAUGGCACUGUACAGUCUAAUCCAGUAUGUUUCCGUGCUCAUCUUGUACACUUUCGAUUCUAACCUUGGAGACAUGGAAUUCCUGUGGAUUGAUCUUGGUAUCACAACCACCGUCGCCAUUUUCAUGUCGAACAACGACGCCUGGCCUAUUUUGGUUAAAAAGCGUCCACCUGGAUCACUUUUGAAUCCGACUAUUUUGAUGAGUUUGAUUCUUCAAGUCAUUGUCGUCGUCGCCAUCCAAGCCUUUGUCACAGUCGAUGUCCUCAACAAAUCAUGGUACGUCCCUGCAAAAGUGAACAUUACCUCUGAAGACGAAGAUAUCAUUGGGAUGGUGAACACGGCUAUUUUCUCUGUUUCGGCGUUUCAGUACCUCAUUCUUUCUUUCGUCUUUUCGCAAGGGCCGCCUUAUCGUACUCGCAUUUGGAAAAAUCUUCCUUUUCUCUUCUGUCUUGUAAGCUUGACAAUAAUGACCGCGAUUAUCUGCAUCUGGCCUUCGCUUGAAAUUACUAGAGCUUUUGAACUCGCGAUCUAUAACAAGGACUGGGGAGAAGAAAACAUAGUAUCUGAAAGCGAAGCUGUGCCAAUUUUUUAUCGAGUCAGCUUGAUGUUUCUAGUGGCAAUCCACUUCGUGAUAGCCUAUGCGAUCGAAGAACUCAUCUCCACCUCCAAACUUGUGCACAAGUUACUCAACAUAAUUCGCCGCAAGAAACUUCCGAAGAGCAAGUUCAAACGUCUCGAGAUCGAAAUUCAGACGCGCAACUCGUGGAUUAGCUCCAGUACGAUUUAA
This is a messenger RNA of Oikopleura dioica, 3408 nucleotides long. The record is from the annotation of a GenBank genome assembly. Lineage: Eukaryota; Metazoa; Chordata; Appendicularia; Copelata; Oikopleuridae.